AAAAACAAAUUUUGUUUCAGCUGAAUAUAAAACAAAAGUUAAUGUGACAAUAGAAGUUUAAGAGGCUUAGUCACGGGCCAAUAUAUAAAUAUAUUUUGCAUAUAGAGAUCCAUGAUUAGACCCAAUAGUCUAUUAACAGCCCAAUAUUCAAGUGGAUCACACAUCUGCUUUCCAUUAUAUAAAUCUCACCUUAUCUUCUUCGUCCCCCUCAAUCAAUGGCGUCGCUAGCCUCAUCUCUGCAGUCUCUGAAGCUCUCCUCCUCCCCAUUCACCCAUGGCUCCACUCCACUCUCUUCUCUCUCCAAACCCAUUUCCCUUCCGAACACCAAGAAACCGGGUUUAGUCCCUGCGAUAAGAGCCAUGAAGACGAUGCAAGGACGCGUGGUGUGCGCAACGAGCGACAAGACAGUGGCGGUGGAAGUGACGAGGCUGGCUCCACACCCGAAGUACAAGAGGCGCGUGAGGAUGAAGAAGAAGUAUCAGGCGCAUGACCCGGAGAACGAGUUCAAGGUGGGUGACGUUGUGAGGCUUGAAAAGAGCAGACCCAUCAGUAAGACCAAAUCUUUCAUCGCGCUUCCUGUUCUCAAGAGGAAUGAUCUUGGGAUUCCGAUGGAGUCUCAGUCGCCGCCGGCGUAGGGGGUAAAGAAUGGUUGUUUACUUGUCUCUCUGAGCAAACUUUGUAAUUCAAUCGGACUGUUGCUGUUCUUGAAGUGCGUUUAUUUUUGAAUUCGAUGUCUAUCAAUGGUGUAUUGCAACUGUGCAAGUUCUUCGGCUUGGUGAAUGGACAUUUUAACCCAAA
Brassica napus (rape) is the source of this 798-nucleotide messenger RNA. Its product is annotated as 30S ribosomal protein S17, chloroplastic. The transcript has a single exon. Gene Ontology annotation, molecular function: structural constituent of ribosome. The record is from RefSeq and is a predicted model, not a curated record. Bases 216 to 635 code for a protein of 139 amino acids. Gene Ontology annotation, cellular component: ribosome. Gene Ontology annotation, biological process: translation. NCBI's taxonomy places the organism in Eukaryota, Viridiplantae, Streptophyta, Magnoliopsida, Brassicales, Brassicaceae.